CUGGCUACACGCGGAAGUUACCUCAUGCACCUGUUACACAUUCGAUCGGAAAAGACAACAAAUUAACACAUUUUCACUGUACAACGACACCUCGUUUUUAUCUUGAGAUAUUUGUUUUAUGUUGAGUUUUUAAUAUACCUCGCCAGUUUCGGCAUUAAUGGACAAAUUAAAGAAAGUUUUGAGUGGACAUGAUGGCAACGACGAUCUGAACGUACUCCAGGGAGCGAAUGAAGCGUCGACGCUGGGAUGGGGCACGCGCGCGAAGGGGUUCGUCGCGUGCUUUGUGGCGGGCGUCCUGUGUUCAGUAUUGGGGACGUGUCUGCUGUGGGUUCCUAGAAAUGGACUGACGCUGUUUGCAGUCUUCUACAGUUUGGGUAAUGUUGCUACACUUUUAAGCACAAUGUUCUUAAUGGGUCCAUUAAAGCAAGUGAAGAGGAUGUGUGACAAGACCAGAGCUCUGGCAACUGCCAUCAUGAUUGCAUGCUUGAUUCUGACCCUCUGUGCUGCAUUUUGGUGGAAGAACAAAGGUCUUGCUCUGCUGUUCUGUAUCCUACAAUUUUUGGCUUUUACAUGGUAUAGCUUGUCCUACAUUCCAUUCGCAAGGGAUGCAAUUAUUAAGUUGUUUUCGGUGUGCUUGAAGUGAGAUGCUCUGCGCUUGGCCUCCGCUGUAUCCAUCUGUGCCGCUUCAGCUCCAACACUGCAUUCAAUGCAACUCACGUACUCUAGAACCUGGCUGGCACAUACUGCACGUGCUGCCCUGCCUCUCCGUCAGCACACAAACACUCUCAAUCUGUGUGAUCUAACACACACACACACAAACACCUGUGCCUUACUCUCCUGUAGAAAACUAUGAAGGACAGGACAUAGGUAAUGGUGGAGGUUAGAUCUUUGCCCCGUAGCUAUAGACACACAGUUAUGCAAAAUUUUUAAUUGUGUGUUGACUCCUUGUGCCUUUCUAGCUUCAUCCAGGGAUUUCUUAAGUAUUGAGAUUGGGGGUUUUGCUGUGAAAUAUACGUAGUAAUGAUUAUUUAUGCUACUAAAUGUUUAGUAUAUAAUUGUGGUCCAUUUGUAUUUUAGUAUUCUUAAAUUUAGUGAGAAAUUACAUUUACAUUUAGUCAUUUAGCAGACGCUUUUAUCCAAAGCGACUUACAAAUGAGGUAAACAAGCAAUUGGAACAACACAAGGACAACAAAAAAUUAGCUAUUACACAACGAUUUCUGUUAUCCUGUUACUUGUGUAGUGAUUCUGGCUAUAAUAUCUUACUAGAUUAGAAUGACAAGUCUGAUAUGAAAAACUCAGUAGGGUGCCAUAGUAUAUUUCAAAGGUUCUUUUUUUAAUCCUAAAACUUUCAGAUUGCUUUGUGUUUGCUGUUAAAAUCCAUGUUGCUCAUUUUAUUUUAUAUCAUCUUUAAUCCUGAUAUUUUCAAAAUAAUGAAUGCACGGUCAAACAUUUACGUAUUAACUGGAUUGAUUUCUCUCAGUGAUUCGACUGAAGAGACUUACAUACUGUUAUGAAGAUGGAUAUAUACGAUGUAUAUGGCAAUAAUUCAAUAAACUAGUUUUACUAUUUAAAUUGGCUCAGA
Molecule: messenger RNA, 1582 nt
Organism: Triplophysa rosa
Lineage: Eukaryota; Metazoa; Chordata; Actinopteri; Cypriniformes; Nemacheilidae
Gene: sft2d2b
Product: SFT2 domain containing 2b
Exons: 8
Coding region: 158-643 (161 amino acids)
Biological process (GO): vesicle-mediated transport
Cellular component (GO): membrane
Source: RefSeq, a predicted model, not a curated record